Dichomitus squalens LYAD-421 SS1 is the source of this 518-nucleotide messenger RNA. RefSeq lists its product as uncharacterized. The coding region runs from base 49 to 297 and encodes 82 amino acids. The record is from RefSeq and is a predicted model, not a curated record. NCBI's taxonomy places the organism in Eukaryota, Fungi, Basidiomycota, Agaricomycetes, Polyporales, Polyporaceae. The transcript has a single exon.
ACAGAGAUAACGGGGCUGGUGGUUUAUAUCGGGAGCACAUGAGUCCAUAUGGUCACUCCUCGCAAGCCGGUCAUCACUGGCUGGAUCAGGAACCGCUCCUCCAACCUGCCGGAACACAUAUCAUCCUCCCCGUACCUCUCCCUAUUUUUCUCAGGCCUGCCAACAUUUUCUCCAGUCCGGCGCGGACGACCUCUGGGGCGGCCUGAACUCCAAGCACAUACCCAGACCCCACGUCAUAUUGGCGUCCCGCCGAUAGGCCCGUUGGCGCUGUGGACCGAGCGACGAGAUUUCACUUGAGCGAGAGCUUGAACUUUCGAGAGCGAGACCCCAGCGGGUGCACAGUGCACCGACACGAGCGAACCGUUGUGGCGGCCGGCAACGAGCAGAAAGUAGUCGAUCAACGUCGCGGGAGAUUGUUCACCUCGCGAUCGCGCGUCUGCCCGCCGUUGCAGUGCUUUCUCGCAUGCGCCCGCCCCCAGGCUGCCGACACGCAAAAAGUUUUGAAAAGUGAGUUCCGU